AUGGGUGAUUCAGGAAGCAUCACCGUACCUUGUCAAUUUGGGAACAUAACGACCACACGAGCAUUGACUGAUUCAGGGGAAAGUAUUAAUACUAUGUCAUAUUCCUUCUUCCGAAAGUUAAACCUUCCGGUCCCAAAGCCUAUUCAUAUGAAAAUCCAUUUGGCCGACAAAACGAUAAUACAUCCAAUGAGAGUGUGUGAAGAUCUUCUUAUCAAAGUUGAUAAACUAGUAUUUCUUAUUGACUUCAUAAUAUUAGACAUGGAGGAGAACCUUAAAGUACCAAUCAUUCUUGGGCGACCGUUCUUGAAUACCGCUUGUGCCUUGAUAGAUAUGCAUGAAUCUACGCUAACAUUAAGGGUGGGAGAUGAUUCGGUGAUUUUUAAAGCUGCAGAAAAGGAUAAGCACAUAGAGUCAAUCGAAGAUAAAGUUUCCUCAAUAGAUUUGGAGGAUGAAUUGUUAGAAAAAGAGCUUACGUGCUUGCAUGAAAUCAAUCCAAAUGUGCACGUUUUGCCUGAUUACGUGGAGAAUCUUCUUGAGGAAAGCAAAGUUGUUAAAGAUUUCGUCAACUUUGAGAAUGCACAUUUGGCUUGUCUUGAAACAAUUGUGCUAAAUGAUGAGGCAGCCCAAGAAGAAGAUAAAGAAAGUUUAGAAGAUAAAGGGGAUACUAAAACUUGGAAUAAUGAUAACCAUAAAUCUUUCAUUGAAUCACAUAUAGCGAUGUCAACCAAAAGCAAAAGAACCAAACCUCGUGCCCUUGUCUUUACUACGUUUGAAGUUUUCACUUUCAAAACACCAGAUUCUUUAAUAUGUGAUAAAAGUGAGGAAGAAAUUGUGCCUUCAAGUGAUGAUGAGAUGAUGACCGAAAAGGCAAUUGAGGAAGAUAAAAAAAGGAAGGGAAACGAUGGGGCGUGA
Molecule: messenger RNA, 912 nt
Organism: Lactuca sativa (garden lettuce)
Lineage: Eukaryota; Viridiplantae; Streptophyta; Magnoliopsida; Asterales; Asteraceae
Source: RefSeq, a predicted model, not a curated record